This is a messenger RNA of Echinops telfairi (small Madagascar hedgehog), 10250 nucleotides long. It is a transcript of the gene BPTF, whose product is annotated as bromodomain PHD finger transcription factor. The record is from RefSeq and is a predicted model, not a curated record. NCBI's taxonomy places the organism in Eukaryota, Metazoa, Chordata, Mammalia, Afrosoricida, Tenrecidae. Gene Ontology annotation, molecular function: RNA polymerase II cis-regulatory region sequence-specific DNA binding. Gene Ontology annotation, cellular component: NURF complex. The transcript has 33 exons. Gene Ontology annotation, biological process: regulation of transcription by RNA polymerase II. The coding region runs from base 1 to 9381 and encodes 3126 amino acids.
AUGAAGUUCAACAGUAACUACAACAUCGAUGUAAAGCUGAAAGGACUGAGAGCCUCCCGAGGAGCGGCCUUCGACCUGCCCACCCUUCGCAGGAGGGCCGGCAUCGCCCCGCGGGCCCACCCGAGUCCCCAGGAGAAGGUGUCCCACGCAGGCUUACGGGCGCCUUCUGGAGUUGGGCGGCCCGGCUCGCGCGCGCGGCCCGGCGGCCCGGCGGCCCGGGGCGUGGGAAGGACGCCACGUCGCCGGCGCCUCUGGGGCGUCGGGUCGCCCCCCGGCCACACUCCGGCUGGCUCGGUGCGCGGUGAACGGGGAGGCUUUCCUGGUUUCCUCGUCCACCGGAGCGACGGCGCGCGGACGGGAGCCCCGCCGAAUCCAAGCUCCGUCCGGGACUCCCGUGUCGGGAGGCCGCUCCGCGGGGCGCCUUCCUCGCGGGGCGCCGCCCGGCGGAGGCGCCCCGGCUCCCCGCCCCCGACGCGGCGCUGCCGGGCUCCCCCUAGCGGCCGCCGCGCGGCGCUGCCCCGUCCCAGGCUCGUCGGCGCCGCAGCUCACGUGACCGCGCUCCGGGCCUGCGGCCACUGUCGGUUCCCCCAGUCACCGAGCAAGAGGGAAGAAACAAGAUGGCGGCUGAAGGCGAUCCGGAGUGGGGCCCCAGCAAUUCGGAUUGAGCCGGCUCCCUCCACCCGCUUCCGCCGGCCGGGUAGGCGAAAACCAAGAGUUCAUCGACCUCGGUCUCCAAUCUUGGAAGAAAAAGACAUCCCGCCCCUCGACUUCCCCAAGUCCUCCGAGGAUUUAAUGGUGCCUAAUGAGCAGAUCAUGAAUGUCAUUGCCAUUUACGAGGUCCUGCGGAACUUUGGCACUGUGUUAAGAUUGUCCCCGUUUCGCUUUGAGGACUUCUGCGCUGCGCUGGUGAGUCAGGAGCAGUGCGCGCUCAUGGCGGAGAUGCACGUCGUGCUCCUGAAGGCCGUUUUGCGGGAGGAAGACACUUCUAAUACUACCUUUGGCCCUGCUGACCUGAAGGACAGCGUUAACUCCACCCUGUAUUUCAUUGACGGCAUGACGUGGCCCGAGGUGCUGCGGGUGUACUGCGAGAGUGACAAGGAGUACCACCACGUGCUUCCUUACCAGGAAGCGGAGGACUACCCCUACGGGCCCGUGGAGAACAAAAUCAAGGUUCUGCAGUUCUUGGUCGAUCAGUUUCUCACCACCAAUAUCGCGCGGGAGGAAUUGAUGUCCGAAGGGGUGAUCCAGUACGACGACCAUUGUCGGGUGUGUCACAAACUUGGGGAUUUGCUUUGCUGCGAGACGUGCUCAGCCGUGUACCACUUGGAAUGUGUGAAGCCACCUCUCGAGGAGGUGCCCGAGGACGAGUGGCAGUGCGAGGUCUGCGUAGCGCAUAAGGUGCCUGGAGUGACUGACUGUGUGGCUGAAAUCCAAAAAAACAAACCCUACAUUCGACACGAACCUAUUGGCUACGACCGAAGCCGGAGGAAAUACUGGUUCUUAAACCGAAGACUCAUCAUAGAAGAAGACACAGAAAAUGAGGAUGAAAAGAAGAUCUGGUACUACAGCACAAAGGUCCAGCUUGCAGAGUUAAUGGACUGUCUAGACAGAGAUUACUGGGAAGCAGAACUUUGCAAAAUUCUAGAAGAGAUGCGGGAAGAAAUCCACCGGCACAUGGACAUAACCGAAGACCUGACCAACAAAGCCCGGGGCAGCAACAAAUCCUUUCUGGCCGCGGCGAAUGAUGAAAUUUUGGAAUCCAUAAGAGUUAAAAAAGGAGAAAUUGAUACUGCUCGAAGCCCCGAAGAAAUGGAAAAGGACAAGACUGAGGCUGAGAAUACCGACCCCAAAGAUUCCGAGGAAAGCCGAGAGGAAUUUGAAGACCAGGCCCUGGAAAAAGACGAUGACCGAACACCAGAUGAUGAGACUGAACAAGGAAAAUCUGAGGAGCCAACAGAAGUUGGGGAUAAAGGUAACUCUGUGGCAGCAAAUCUUGGCGACGACACCACAAAUGUUGCUUCAGAAGAGACUAGUCCCUGUGAAGGCAGGCGCCCCGAGGGGUGUCUCUCAGAGACCCAUGAUAGCAGCACCAUGGCAGAGAAGAAAGUGGCAUCUGAGCUCCCCCAGGAUGUGCCAGAAGAACCUAACAAGACCAGUGACAGUAGUAACACUGUUGCUACCACUGCCUCCAUCCAGCCUAACCUGGAGCACAGUAACAGCAGCAGUGAGCUCAGUGCUGCCCCGAGCGACUCUGCUAAGGCAGCUGAUGAGCCUGAAACCGGAGAAAGAGAGUCUCACACACCUGUCUCUCUCCCAGAAGAGAUAGGUGAUUGCAAAUCUGAGAAGUCAAAUGGCGAGAGAAGUGAGUCCCCUGGAGCUGGUAGCGGUGGAUCCGGCUCAACUCGAAUUAUCACCAGGUUACGGAAUCCAGACAGCAAACUGAGCCAACUGAAAAGUCAGCAAGUGGCAGCUGCAGCUCACGAAGCAAAUAAGUUAUUUAAGGAAGGCAAAGAGGUUCUGGUAGUUAACUCUCAAGGAGAAGUCUCCCGGUUGAGCACCAAGAAGGAUGUGGUCAUGAAAGGAAGUAUCCACAACUAUUUCAAAUUAGGUCAAGAAGGGAAAUACCGCGUCUACCACAAUCAGUAUUCCACCAACUCGUUUGCUUUGAACAAGCACCAGCACAGAGAAGAUCACGAUAAGAGAAGGCACCUGGCACACAAGUUCUGCCUGACUCCCGCUGGAGAGUUCAAGUGGAACGGCUCUGUCCAUGGGUCCAAAGUUCUUACCAUAUCCACCCUGAGACUGACCAUCACCCAGCUAGAAAACAACAUCCCCUCGUCCUUUCUGCACCCUAAUUGGGCUUCACACAGGGCAAAUUGGAUAAAGGCGGUUCAGAUGUGCAGCAAACCGAGAGAAUUUGCAUUAGCGCUUGCAAUUUUGGAGUGUGCCGUCAAACCAGUUGUGAUGCUGCCGAUAUGGCGGGAAUCGUUAGGCCACACCAGGUUACACAGGAUGACAUCCAUCGAAAGAGAAGAAAAAGAGAAAGUGAAAAAAAAGGAGAAAAAACAAGAAGAGGAAGAAACCAUGCAACAAGCUACGUGGGUAAAAUACACAUUUCCUGUCAAGCACCAGGUUUGGAAACAAAAAGGGGAGGAAUACAGAGUAACAGGAUAUGGCGGCUGGAGCUGGAUUAGUAAAACACACGUGUAUAGAUUUCUUCCUAAAUUGCCAGGCAACACUAAUGUGAAUUACAGAAAGUUGUUAGAAGAAACCAAAAACAACAUGGAUGAAAAUAUGGAUGAAUUGGAUAAGAGAAAAAAUCCAAAAAGCCCCCCCAAAAUAAAAGCAGAACUUGAUUCCGAGAAAGAAGAGGGAAAAGAGUCAGACGCUGCACACGGAGACCAAAGUGAAAUGGACAUCUCAAAGACCACGGAGAAGGACCCCGACAUCAAAGAAAUGUUCAGUUCUGACAACGAUAAGUCCUUCAAGGAGGAGCCAAUGGACAUAGAUGAUGACGUGAAAGCGGAAUCACCCACGCCCUGCCAGGACCUUUCUCAAGUCGACGUUGUCAACGUCAGUGAGGGCUUUCACCUGAGGACUAGUUAUAAAAAGAAAAUCAAAUCGUCCAAACUAGAUGGGCUUCUUGAAAGAAGGAUCAAACAGUUUACACUGGAAGAGAAACAGCGCCUAGAGAGAAUGAAAUUGGAGGGGGGCAUGAAGGGGGUUGGGAGGACUGGUACGGGUUCUCUGAAAAGCCUGUCUGAGUCGCCAGUGAAAACAAAAGCGAAAGAAGGGUGCGACUUGCUGAGGCAAGAACAGAGCCCCAGGACCAGUCCGGAUAAAGCUGAAGAGUUGACUCGUGGGUGCUCACAGAGGGAUUCCUCCAUGCUUGGAAUCCGUGAUUUGAACCAUGCGGCAGAUAAGCUUUACCCAAAAGACCAAGGGCUGGAUGAUGUCUCCAUUCAGAGCCCCAAAGCCAACUGUCAGAAACAGAAUUCUCUUGGGAAUGAUACAGAUGAGAGUCUCUCUGGCCCCUCCAGUGAUGGCCAGGAGCGCAGUGGUGUGAAAACAAAGAGAAGAGACUUCCCCGCGGAUGAUUCAAAACUAGCCAGUGCAAAUGAAAUUGGCACCUUGAUCUAUAAGAGCAAGAAAUCACUCCUGAAGGAGGCGGCUGACACCGUCGUUUGUCCUCCGGAGAGCUCUUUACUUCCAUCGGUACCCAGAAGUAUCAGUGACAGAGAUGCCCCAUCGCUGUCGAAAGCCGUCGACUUCGAAGGAAAGCUGGGGCGUGACUCGGAGGAUAAUAGCACUUUGGAGAACAGUUCGGACACUAUGUCUGUUCACGACAGCAGUGAAGAAGACAUGGUUGUUCAGAAUAGCAGCGAAAGCAUUUCUGAGCAGUUCAUCUCUCAAGAACAAGAGGUUGGCUCACAGUCAUUAAAACGUGCUCGUGAUUCAGAUAAAUCUUCCAGAAACUGUGAUGACAGGCUGCAGGCCACGGUGGCUGAAGCAAAUGGUAAAAAAACAAGUCACGCACCCAAGUUAGACGAGAGACCAGUUGCCAAAUGCACCGACCAAGUAAACCUGAAGAAAAAUGACAGCCGAGCGUCUGAGAAGAAAGGACAGCGAGCAAGCGCAUUUCAAAUCAAUGGCAAAGACAACACGCCUAAGGGUUAUGCGAAAGGAGAAUGUUUGAAAGAAAUCCCUGAGGGUAAAGUGGCAAGCGGUGAUGUUGAGCCAAAGGUUAAUAAUAUAAGUAAAGCCAUUCCUGAAAAUGAUAGCAAGUCGUUGACAGGUAAGGAUUCUGCGGCGAAGCCAUUCAUGAAUGGGGAUGUCAUCAUGGAAGAUUUUAAUGAAAAAAACAACCUGGGAACAAGAUCACGCUUACCGAGUGCUUCGGAUGCUGAAGGCAACUUCCGAGAAAGCCUUGGGGCCCUGCCAUCCACCAGAGAAGAGCCACAAACUGCCAGCCCGCCACCCCUUCACCCAGAGAGACGCUCACUCAGUGAGGUAGAAGAUAUGGAAAUGGAACCUUCCGAAGGUAAGAAGGUCACUCCGUCACCGGUGACUUCCGGAGAGGACCCUAACCUCAGCAGUGACUUCACUGAUGAAAACGGCCUGCCUGGCAACAAAGCUGGAAACGUCAAUGGAGACGCCAAAAGAAAAACCGUCAUCACAGAGGUCACCACUAGGACCUCAACGGUGGCCACCGAGUCCAAGACGGUGAUUAAGGUCGCCAAAGGCGAUAAGCAGACGGUGGUCUCUUCCACAGAAAAUUGUGCCAAGUCUACUGUCACCACCACCACCACCACGGUGACCAAGCUCUCCACGCCGUCCACCGACAGCUGCGUGGACAUCAUCUCCGUAAAGGAGCAGAGCAAGACCGUGGUGACCACAACCAUGACGGACGCCCUGACCACGGCGGGAGGCACUCUGGUAACAUCCAUGACUGUGAGCAAAGAGUAUUCCACAAGAGACAAAGUGAAGCUGAUGAAAUUUUCCAGACCCAAGAAGACACGCUCAGGUACAGCUCUGCCGUCCUAUAGAAAGUUCGUUACUAAGAGCAGCAAGAAGAGCAUCUUUGUCUUACCGAAUGAUGACUUACAAAAGUUGGCCCGAAAAGGAGGAAUCCGAGAAGUCCCUUACUUUAAUUACAACGCAAAGCCUGCCUUGGAUAUAUGGCCAUAUCCUUCUCCCAGACCAACCUUCGGUAUCACGUGGAGGUACAGGCUCCAGACCGUGAAGUCCUUGGCGGGAGUGAGCCUCAUGCUCCGGUUACUGUGGGCAAGUCUGAGAUGGGAUGACAUGGCGGCCAAGGCUCCUCCUGGGGGCGGGACCACACGGACAGAAACAUCUGAAACGGAAAUCACAACAACAGAAAUAAUUAAGAGACGAGAUGUUGGCCCUUACGGCAUUCGAUCUGAAUAUUGCAUCAGGAAGAUCAUCUGUCCCAUCGGCGUUCCAGAAGCGCCCAAAGAAACACCUACCCCUCAGAGGAAAGGCCUUCGAUCGAGUGCACUGCGACCAAAGAGACCGGAAACGCCCAAGCAGACUGGCCCUGUUAUCACUGAAACGUGGGUAGCAGAAGAAGAGUUGGAAUUAUGGGAGAUCAGGGCAUUUGCUGAGAGAGUGGAGAAAGAAAAGGCCCAGGCAGUUGAGCAACAGGCUAAGGUUAGUGAACAGAAGAAAGCAGAGGACUCCCAGGCCCCAGUGGAGGUGCAGCUAAAACAGCAGCUAGUGGCUGCCCAGCAGAGACGCCUGGAGCAGCAGAAACCGAUGGUCAUUGCCACUUCCGCCACUGCCCCGUCUAACAGUACAGCCAGCAUCAUCUCGCCAGCCCCAAAAGUGAUGGUGGCCCCGCUAAGUGGCGCUGUGACCCCUGGAGCUAAAAUGGUUCUGACUACUAAAGUCGGCUCUCCAGCGACCGUAACAUUCCAGCAAAGCAAGAACUUCCACCAGACCUUUGCUACGUGGGUUAAGCAAGGCCAGUCAAAUUCAGGUGUCGUUCAAGUCCAGCAGAAAGUCCUGGGGAUCAUUCCAUCCAGUACAGGUGCAAGCCAGCAAACCUUCACUUCAUUCCAACCCAGAGCAGCCACCGUCACCGUUCGACCCAACACCUCGGCCUCCGGGGGAACCCCCGGCACGUCCCAAGUCAUCACAGGGCCCCAGAUCCGCCCUGGCAUGACAGUGAUCAGAACCCCACUCCAACAGUCAACCCUGGGAAAGGCGAUUAUUCGGACACCUGUGAUGGUGCAGCCAGGCACGCCUCAACAAGUGGUGACUCAGAUUAUCAGAGGGCAGCCCGUGUCUACCGCCGUCUCCUCCCAAAAUGCUGUUUCCACAACCCCUGGGCAGAAAGGACUAACUCCUGGCACACCCACUGCAAACCUACCGCCCCCUGCCGCACAGCCCCCUCGCCCCCAGCAAGGACAAGUGAAGCUCACCAUGGCUCAGCUCACCCAGUUAACACAGGGCCACGGUGGCAAUCAAGGCUUGACAGUAGUCAUUCAAGGGCAAGGGCAGACCACUGGUCAGUUGCAGCUGAUCCCUUCUGGGGUGGCAGUGCUUCCAGGCCCAGGCCAGCAGCUCAUGCAGGCCGCGAUGCCAAAUGGUACUGUCCAGCGGUUCCUCUUCACCCCUUUGACCACAGCAGCCACCACCGCCAGCACCACAACCACCGUCUCCACUGCCACCGCAGGCACGAGUGAGCAGAGACAGAGUAAAUUAUCACCCCAGACACAGGUGCCACCGGCUAAAGCCCUGCCACCGGCUCAGCCCUCCAGUGGGAGUCUUCCGGAGGCCCUGCCACAGGCUGCGCAGGCUGCAGCCCAGCCCUUGCCCCCAGCCCAGCCCUUGUCCCCAACUCAGCCUGAAGUUCAGACUCAGCCUGAAGUUCAGACCCAAGCGACGGUUGCGUCCCACGUUCCAUCGGAAGCACAAUCCAUCCAGACACAGUCGUCCAAACCCCAAGUGGCAGUACAGUGUCAGCCUCAGAGUCCUGUCCCGGGGCAGUCUCCUGUUGGCGUCCAAAGUCCACCACAGACUCGAAUACGUCCGUCAACUCCAUCCCAAGUGUCUCCGGGACCGCAAUCCCAGUCGGUUCCACUUCACCCACACACUUCUCUUCAGCCGCCUUCCCAAGGCCCGCCCCAGGCUCAGCCCCAGGUACAGUCUCCAACUCAAACUCUUUCAUCAGGACCCACGUUCACUCAAGUUACCGUUCCGUCCCCGUCCCAUCCACAGCUUCUGCUACAGCAGCCACCGCCCCAAGUCCAGCAACAAGUCCCGGUCCUCUCCCAGAUCCCGCCACAGGUCGUGGCCCAGAUACAGGCCCAGCAAGGUGGUGUGCCCCAGCAAAUCAAACUCCAGUUACCUAUCCAAAUUCCGCAAAGCAGGCCUGUGCAGACUCACCAGAUUGAGAGUGUGGUUACAGUGCAGGCAGCCAGUGUGCAAGAGCAGUUGCAGAGGGUGCAGCAACUCAGGGAGCAGCAGCAGCAGAAGAAACAGCAACAGAUAGAGAUUAAGCGGGAACACACCCUCCACGCUGCUAAUCAAAGUGAAAUCAUUCAGAAACAGGUGGUGAUGAAACAUAAUGCUGUAAUAGAACAUUUAAAACAGAAAAAGACCCUGACUCCAGCUGAGCGGGAAGAGAAUCAAAGAAUGAUUGUGUGUAACCAGGUGAUGAAGUAUAUUUUGGAUAAGAUAGAUAAAGAAGAAAAGCAGGCGGCCAAAAAACGGAAGCGGGAAGAGAGUGUGGAGCAGAAACGGAGCAAGCAGAAUGCUACGAAGCUCUCGGCUCUGCUCUUCAAACACAAAGAGCAGCUGAAAGCGGAGAUUCUGAAAAAGAGGGCGCUCCUCGACAAAGACCUCCAAAUCGAAGUGCAGGAAGAGCUAAGGAAAGACCUCAAACUUAAGAAAGAAAAGGACCUGGCCCAGGCCACCGCCAUGGCCACCACGCCCCCCGUGGCCACAGCCCUGCCCGCCCCGCCGCCGCCGCCCCCGGCCUCGUCUCCGCCCACCCCGCAGCCCCCUGGCCUGCUGUCCUCGCCCGCGCUGCCCGCCGCUUCCCAGAAGCGGAAGCGGGAAGAGGACAAGGACGCCAGCGCCAAGUCCAAGAAAAAGAAAAUGAUCUCUACUACCUCAAAGGACACCAAGAAGGACACAAAGCUUUACUGUAUCUGUAAAACGCCUUACGAUGAAUCUAAGUUCUAUAUUGGCUGUGAUCUUUGUGCUAACUGGUAUCAUGGAGAAUGUGUUGGCAUCACAGAAAAGGAGGCUAAGAAAAUGGAUGUGUACAUCUGUAAUGAUUGUAAACGGGCACAAGAGGGCAGCAGUGAGGAAUUGUACUGUAUCUGCAGAACACCUUAUGAUGAGUCACAAUUUUAUAUUGGCUGUGACCGGUGUCAGAAUUGGUACCAUGGGCGCUGUGUUGGCAUCUUGCAAAGUGAGGCCGAGCUCAUUGAUGAGUAUGUCUGUCCACAGUGCCAGUCGACAGAGGACGCCAUGACAGUGCUCACUCCGCUGACAGAGAAAGACUACGAGGGGCUGAAGAGGGUGCUGCGCUCCUUACAGGCCCACAAGAUGGCCUGGCCUUUCCUUGAACCAGUAGACCCUAAUGAUGCUCCCGAUUAUUACGGUGUUAUUAAGGAGCCUAUGGACCUUGCCACCAUGGAAGAAAGAGUACAAAGACGGUAUUACGAAAGGCUGACGGAGUUUGUGGCAGACAUGACCAAAAUUUUUGAUAACUGCCGCUACUACAAUCCAAAUGACUCCCCCUUUUACCAGUGCGCAGAAGUUCUUGAAUCAUUCUUUGUACAGAAACUAAAAGGAUUCAAGGCUAGCAGGUCGCAUAACAACAAACUGCAGUCUACAGCUUCUUAAAGCGCAGUGUGUUGAUCUAACAUAAAACACGGCAAGGAUCUGGUUGUCUGAACUAUUUUAAAUUAAGGAGCCAGAUGUUUUUAGUCAGGUUAUCCUGACAAAACUUGACCUACACUUCGUUUUUAUUGGUCAUAACAGUCCAAUUAUAUUCUUGGCCAAUUUUGUCCAACGGACAAAGGAAUUGCAAAAUCAACGACACCAUUAUCUUGUCAAGAUCAAAUGGUUGUACUCUUGUGGCAGAAGCGGGAAACCUUUGUUGAAAGGCGAGAGAGAGGAGAGAGAGAGAAAGCAAGAAAAAAGAAUAUGGGGUCAAGUGCAACUCCAUGGAAAUGCCACGUCUGCUCUUCAGUGAAGAAGCUGGUUUAGAGUCUCACAGAAAACUUUUGACUGUAUUUAUUUAUUGUUGCAAAAAAGACGCUUUUUUAUUGCUGCCCUCAUUUGUCAGCUAAUUAUUUUUUCUUAUACGAUCCAGCCCCCAUCACAUGUAAUCCAUCCUGUAUCUUAUCAUGAUUCCUGUAGAUCAGAGUACGAGACAACCUCUAGACGUCUUCUCUUUCUGUGAAAGGAGCUGCUAUGUACACAUGUGCACACAACGACUGGGAAUCAACAAUGCGUCUCUUGUUCGUGGUAGGUCAGAACGAAGCUGGUGGAAAGGCGGGGCCAAGGGUCCCCGACUACAGACUGUUGUUGCCUUGCAUAGAACAUGGCAAUUUGUCAUUUACUCUGCACCAGGCGAAACUGAGUAAAAUCUAUUUGAAGGUAUCUUGUUUGUAAACAUUUGUCAGAUUCUAAUUUUUUUUCCUUUUGUAUUAAAAUUCAACUAUGGAUGUAUAUGAAACGAAAUAAAAGGAGAUCAUUUUUCUCCCACA